Molecule: messenger RNA, 345 nt
Organism: Histoplasma capsulatum G186AR
Lineage: Eukaryota; Fungi; Ascomycota; Eurotiomycetes; Onygenales; Ajellomycetaceae
Exons: 2
Coding region: 1-345 (114 amino acids)
Source: RefSeq, a predicted model, not a curated record
AUGAGUCAGGCUACUCCGGUGCGGAUAAUCCUUGGAUAUCGUGAACAACCAUUUCAAAAACCUUCCACAAUCAUCAACUCCUUCUUUACAUGGCGAGAUAUCCAACCUCUGGAUGACUACUAUACACAUAUAUGUAGCAAUUCUCCUUCUACUCGGUUAUAUCUUGUUCUCGAUCUCUACUGCAAAACACAUCCAAAUGUCGAUCUUAAUGAGUUAGACCUUGAAGUCUUUAAAGUCUCAGGAAUUGAUUCAUUAGAUCUUGGAGAGAUAGCUCGCAAGCAGGUUUCCCAGCGAUCUGCUUCUCUGAAUUGGGGGGAAGACAAGCAGUCUAGUCAGAGGAAUUAG